Ctenocephalides felis (cat flea) is the source of this 2655-nucleotide messenger RNA. RefSeq lists its product as uncharacterized. NCBI's taxonomy places the organism in Eukaryota, Metazoa, Arthropoda, Insecta, Siphonaptera, Pulicidae. Gene Ontology annotation, cellular component: plasma membrane. The transcript has 9 exons. The record is from RefSeq and is a predicted model, not a curated record. Gene Ontology annotation, biological process: negative regulation of Wnt signaling pathway. The coding region runs from base 1 to 2655 and encodes 884 amino acids. Gene Ontology annotation, molecular function: Wnt-protein binding.
AUGAUAUUCACCAUAAUGAAAGAACCAAAAAGAUUAACAAUGCCUCUGAUACUAUUCUGCUUAAUGACUGUAGUUUCCAGUUUAGCCUUAAAACAAUGCCAAUCAAAUAGUGAUUGUUUAGGAAAUGAGUACUGCUACCGAAAUGAAUUUUGUACCCCAUGCUUGGACUGUUCCCAAUAUGGACAAAGUAAUCCACCAGGAUGUGCCAAAGAUCCAAAAGAUUGUGGAGAGUGCUUACCGGGAUUCCAAAACGACCCUCAGAAUCAAUUUAAUACUGGGAGAAAAAGAUGCGUGGAAAAUGAUUUAGGCCACGACACAUCAACCGACUCUAACAAAGAUACUCCAAAACAAGAUAUUUCGAAUCACACACUUUUGAUAAUCAUUUUCUCUGUAGUUGGUGUUAUUUUGGUUUUUGCAAUUAUUGGUUGUUUCGUCGUAAAGUAUCGUGUUGCGAGGAAGAUAAACGAAAUUACUGCAAUUCCUGAGAAGACAAACGGAAUGAAUGAUCCAAGUGCUCCGAUGAUGGCGCCUGAGCAUGCAAUUAACCAUGCUUAUUCUCAAAGUGGAUCAUACUUUGAUGAUUCAUCUGCACGUGAUUCACCUCCUGCAUAUACACCAGGAAUGUUGCUGCUGAGGGUCCACGAAUUUCUGAUAAUUUCCAAGAAGCUGUCCCUUAUAGACCUCCGAAUUAUAUUACUGGAAUAUAAACAAGCACGUAGACAACUAAAUAAAGCUAUCAAAGAUAGUAAAGUUAGGUGCUGGAAAGAACUUUUGGAUGAAGUCGAGGAAAAUCCAUGGGGAAGACCUUAUAAGACUGUAAUGUCUCGCCUCAAAAGCCAGCCAAUACCUUCACCAACUUGCCCACGACUAUUGAAUAAAAUAGUAACUACUUUGUUUCCACGACAACCUAAUUUGAACUACCAGGUAACACAUGUAGAACAGAAUAAUAUUCCACUUAUAACACUGCAAGAACUGAUGGAAGCUUGUCAUCGCGUUGCAUUUGCCCAGGAUGCUGAUGGUGGUUCCGUAUGUGCUGGUGACAUACCAGAUGUCGAAGAACUUUCUGUUAGGCCUAAUUUAGCGGGAAAAUGGAUUUCUUCAGAGUGCGAAACCAGGCCUGGUGCCAAAUUUGUUCUACGCUCUUACGAGUUCCAACAAAACUUCUCGUUCACUCUAGACCUGCACCACUAUCGAGAUGAAUGGUGCAGCACGCCCAUGUUUUCGGCCAGGGCAAUGGGUGCCAUCACCGACGAUUCUUUUAUCAUCUUCGAAGUCAAAAUCAUUCCUCAUAAUGCUUUAGUUGCUAGGGAAGUCCAGGAAAAGGUCAACAAGGCUUGUCCAGGAUUUUCGUCACGACACUGGCGAGCUAACCGUGAAUAUAUUCUGCAAGGAGGCAAGCAUCGUUCUCAGAACACAAAUUACCAUACGUCAAAGAGGUCGAGGUCCAACUACUUCGAUUGUGCUCAUGCAUUGAAUUUACAAUUUGGCGAAUUAUCAAAAAUUCGCAUACAAAAAAUCGAGAACAAGUUAGAACUUCUAUUAGCUGAUAUCCCACAAAGUGGUUCUACCACCAAACCCAAAGGUUACCAACUGCCUUUAGUGAAGAUCUACGAUGGUAAGGUAUCUACCAGUGAAGUCAUUAAAAGUUCAUCACUGACUGCUGAUAAUAUUUUGUUGGAUCUUUUUGAACCGGCACUAAUAACACCGGAUCCUGCUGGUUAUGGACAAGACGCUUUUGUGCAUAUCAUGAGGUCUAAGAAAAGAAAUACUUCAGUGUAUCCAAGUAUGGAUAAUAAAAAGUUGUUUAAAAACUGCGCGAUUUGUGAAAUUAUCAGCCGUUCUUCAAUUGCUUCGCCACCUUAUUUACCGACCAGGCCAAAGUUGCCAGUGUAUUUGACUGGACACUGGACAUCCAGGCGUUGUGAAAGCCAUCCAAACGGUGGAUACACUAUUAGGCAAUUUGAAUUCAGAGAACAAAAUCGUAAGUUUCAUGCAAAAUUACGUUACUUUGAAGAUCACAGAUGCGAAAAUGCUUUAUACACCCUGCAAUUGCGUGGAGAAUAUUAUUUAGGCAUGUACAAUUCUUUAUUAAGAGGAAGUACUGACGUAGACUUUUAUACUCAUAAAACUAUCAUCACUAUACAUGACGAAGGUUUAUUAGAAGGCGUCAACAAUCAACUUCGAGGUAUUCUAGAUAGACGACCAAAAAUUCAAGAAUUUCGUCAACAAUUUUACGCAUUCCAGUCGAUUUUUGCUCGCAAUGUCAAGUAUUGCGAUGAAGAAUUGUAUGAAUUGAACGUGCCCAUAGUUCACGCACGAACGAAUUGCAAAAUCUACGGAUUAGAAAAUUCAUUUUUUGCCAAAAAUGUGCUGAAAUUAGAAGUGGAUAUGUAUGGAACCACGCUUUUGUCCAUGGGCAAGUUGGGGGUUACUUUUGCAAACGAUAUCAUACACGAAGUGGAACAAUUUAGGCAUCCAAGUUUUAGCAGUUAUAGUAAUGUGAUUGAUAGGGCUUCUUCUUAUGGAAUGCCUUUAGAACAUUGUGAAAAUGUUGAAGCUAACUUGGAGCAACAAUUUCUUGGCAUCAGCUCAGGAAGCAACCUGAGGCUGAAUGCUGUUUUAAUUCUACUUUGUGCUGUGAUAUUUUUAAAUUAA